Messenger RNA from Belonocnema kinseyi, 4149 nucleotides. RefSeq names its product protein lin-54 homolog. The record is from RefSeq and is a predicted model, not a curated record. NCBI's taxonomy places the organism in Eukaryota, Metazoa, Arthropoda, Insecta, Hymenoptera, Cynipidae. Gene Ontology annotation, cellular component: nucleus. The coding region runs from base 293 to 2695 and encodes 800 amino acids. Gene Ontology annotation, biological process: regulation of DNA-templated transcription. The transcript is spliced from 12 exons.
GGGGAUAUCUAAGCUUAAUCGAAAAUCCUAAAGUGCGCGAAAGCUAGCUUUGAUUCUGAUUUAAAAAAUCUUUAUCAUAGAAUCGUAGCAGUCUAUAGAAAGUUUGUUGUUACUUUGGUGGGGAUAAUUCGUCUUCCAUAAAAAGACAUUUCAAGAGUAAACGACCUUUGUGGUCUGUUUAUACAAGGCGGCGCGCAGUGCAGUCUGGGGUAGCAAUGGUGGGCGCGUGAUUUUGAACAAAUUCCAGACAUCAGUCACAAACACAGGAGGAGGUCCUUGAAAAAAAUUCGCGAUGUCUGGGAAUAAAGGGCAAAGUAUGCGUGCCCUCGUGGAACCAGUGGCUCUAGAUUCUCGAACUCUCAGUGAUGGGGAUUUGAGCGCUUUGAGUCUUUCCCACAACGUCGAACAAUAUGCAGGCAAUGAUUUCGAGACGUACACCAGCAUUUCUGGCGAAUUAGAAUGUAUGAAUGCCGAGGAAGUAAUGACGACCGACGAGGAACACAUCGUGAUAGAACGAGAAUCCGAACCAGACGUAGAAACUGUCCUUCCAGACGUCGAGAUGAGUGACGUUACCGAAGAGGUUCAAACCGAGCAAAUCAUAUACACAACAGCCAAUCAAAACAAUCAGAAUAUGAUUUUCCAAACGAAACCGACGCUGCAAAGAGUUCCUGUUUCUACAUUACAGAUGAAACAGAGCGUCAGUCAGCCAACACAAAGCCAAUCAAUCAUGAUUGUAUCUCCAGCUGGCGGACAAGGCGCCAGUCAAAUAUUGAAAAUUUCCCACCCAUCCACAGCUUCCGCAGGCCAGUUGCAAAGUUUGGCUCAAACUUUAAUAACAGCAAAAUCUGCUGAUGGCAAUAUCGUACAAUUGCGAUCAGCCCAGCCCAAUAAACCAAUCAUGACGACAAGUCAAUCUGGCACGAUCACUUUGAGUAAUGUUCAUGCUGUUAAAACUGUCCAGUCUUCUGUAAAAAGGCCUGCUCAAAGUGUACAGGCAAAUCGAAACGUUUACACAAAAAUGAUUCUCACUGGUGGUCAAGCUCAACCAGGUCAAGUUCUCUUCACAACACAAGGUGACAACCAGCAACAGGCUAUAAAGUUUAUAAGUAAUAAUAGUACCGGACAAAACAUUACUAGUCCGACAAAAACGAUUACUUUGGCUCAAGCUCAACAAAUGGGGCUCAUAGGCGGCGGAAAAGUGCAGCACAUUAUUCCCUCUACGCAUCAAAAACAAGGGAUAAUUGUUAAUAAACUGGUGCAGUCAGGUGGAACCCCGAAAAUGACUCUUGUUUCCAACUCAAUGAAAUCUCCAACAAAAAUUUUGCCAGCACCAUCGAUUCAAGGAAAAUCGAUAUCAAAUUCUCAAUCAAAGCCAGGCAUUCAACAGACUGCGCAGAAAGUCAUCAUUAGACAGAGUUCCUUGAAACCGGGAACAGUCCUUGGAGGUGGUCAUCAAGUUAUCAGAAUCCCAUCUAAUCAAAACAUUGUCACGUCGAAUCAAGUCCAUCAGAUCCAAAUGCCCGGACGGCAGGUACAGUACGUAAGAUUGGUCAGUACACCUUCCACUGGAACAACCAACGUUGUAACUGUCGGAAAAUCGAAACCUCAAGGGACACUCCAAACAGUUGGAGUUCACCAGAAAAUUGGUCAACAGCAGAUUGUCAAAGCAAUAAGGACUGUGACACCAAAAACCGGACUUGGUGGACCUGGACAACGACUAUUAAUUCCUGCCUCUGCGAACGUUGGGGGUCAAGCGAAAAAUACAGUCACUAUUCCAGCUUCUGCGUUGAGUCAACUUGCAUCCGGACAGGCUGUCAUAUCUGGAAAUUCAAAUCUCAGCAACAUAAUUGUUCUUCCAGCCCAGUACCAGCAACAAAAGGAAGAUGGCAAAAACAAAUCACUUAAUCAGUCAUCCAGUUUGCUUAAUAUUUCGCAAAAUUCGAUGGACUCUAGUGCAAAUUUAUCAAUUUCUUCUCUUUCCGAAAGUAAAAGGUCUUCGGCUCCCCCUUCAGAACCGAAUGGAAUUCGCCCAAGGAAACCUUGCAAUUGUACUAAAUCCCAGUGUCUCAAAUUAUACUGUGAUUGCUUCGCGAAUGGGGAAUUCUGUAACAUGUGCAAUUGCAACAACUGUUCCAACAAUCUAGGAAAUGAGGAAGAAAGACAAAGAGCCAUCAAGUCUUGUUUGGAACGCAAUCCAAAUGCUUUCCGACCGAAAAUUGGAAAAGGUCGGGAAGAAGAUAUCAGACGACACAACAAAGGUUGUAACUGUAAACGAAGCGGUUGCUUAAAAAACUACUGCGAAUGUUAUGAGGCGAAAAUCCCAUGUUCCGGAAAUUGCAAAUGCGUUGGUUGUAGAAAUGUGGAGGAAACGAGUACAAAUAAAAAAUCCUUGAGAGAUCUGGCUGAUGCUGCGGAAGUUCGAACUGCUCAACUCACUCUCAAUAAAGCUAAGAUGCAACAGUAUGCAGAAAUCGCUUUUAGACCGCCGGCUACGUCGAACACUGGCGCUAGACAACCUUUCAAUUUCCUAACCGACAAAGUUGUCGAAAUGACCUGUCAGUGUUUAAUGGCACAGGCAGAAGAAUCAGAGCGAAAUAUGUUGGAUGAUGAAUCAUCGCAAAAACUAAUAAUCGAGGAAUUUGGACGAUGCUUGAAGGAAAUUAUAGAAUCUGCCCACAAAGCAGAAAGCACCUAGCAGGGAGCUUCAGACAAAAGUCGAGGUUUUCAUUCAUUUCAAUCUUACACAUUACAUUAAAGUCCGAGGGAUUGACUCUUUGUGAGCCUUAGCGAUAGGAAUGAUUGAUCGAAUAAUGCGAAUACCAAAGACGGUAUGGGCAAUUGUAAAAUUAUAAAAUGUAGAAUGUCUUUGAGAGGCGCGAUUUGCGUCGAAAUUCGUUUAGGCAUCCGGAUGAAUGAAGUGAAUAUAAUUACGAUAAUUUAAUAAUUUUUUUGUCCAGUUGUUCGUAGCAUGCCUCAAUAAUUUUCUUCAGCGCUCAGUAGAGAAAAGGGAAAUCUGAUUUGUAAAUAGAGUUCGUUUAUGAAAUUAUGGUGACAAAAUAUUGUGUAAAUCGUCAGGUAUCCAUUUCUUGGUAGUAAAAACAAAAAUUAGUUAAUCAUAAAUUCACUCUAGGUUAAUAAAUCCUUUUUUAUCUUUAGAUUUAAUCUAAGCCAGACACAAGUGUCUGCAAAGUCUCGAUUUGAUAUUUGAGGCCUUCUCGCCCGCGGGAUCAAAAAAACUAAAAGUUUUGAUGGCAAUUGCCAUCUACUUUGUAAAGUGUACAAAGACCUAAUUAUUUACUGAAGUGACGAGAACUUAUUUUCGAAUUUAAUUCUGUGAAAGAUGGAAUUCCGUAUCAUAAAAAAGAAUAUUUUUUUUAAAUAGAAAUACUUUCAGAGUUGGUGCUACACUGUUUAUUUCAAAUAACUAAUUUGAGAAAUAUUAAUUUUUAAUUCUUUUAAACACUCAGUAGCAAAACGUUGAAGGCACUUGAAAGAUUUCAGUGUUAAUCUUUAGCAGUUCGAUAGUUAAAAAGGUUGGUUUCUAGUUUUUACGGAUCUCUAAUCACGUGAUAGUUUUAAGAAAUGAAACUAUACAAGAGUGCAUUUUAAAACUUUACCCGUUUUAUUAUUAAUAUUUCCUCUAAGUGUAAAAAUAAUUUUAAAGCCUAAAUUUGUACUUUUCGAGUUGAAUCAAGUUAAUAGUUCAAAUAUUUUUAUUUCUCUACUUACACACUCUCAAUCUAGAAAUAACAAUUGUACAUGCCACUUGCGCAGCGACAUCAGCCCCACCAAGAGCGCUCUUUCCAGUAGGUCAAAGAGGUAUUCGUCAGACGUAUUUUCUGAUUUUGUAAGAUGUAAUAGUACUUUUUUUAGUAAGUAACUACAUAUGAAAGGCAGACUUUACACUUUUAUCAAUGUAGAAUAAUGUAAGAAAGUGUAUAAACAGUAAUGGAUCUAAAUGAUUUAAAUAUAUAAAUAGAUAGAUAUAUACAUACAUAUUAUAUUCAUAGAGUUGAAAGUUCGAGGGACGUUAAUUAUGCUUCAUAUGGAGAAGUAUGUGUUCAGUGGUAUUGUAUUGAUUGCCUAGCUUUACGAUUUUGACAUGUUACAUUUCUACUUGAUUAAAUUAUGGUUUCUUAGACAAUUGAA